AGUUCAAGUAUGAUUAAACAUGUAACUCUUAACACUUUCAGUUCGGCACUUACUGGUUAUGACUCGCCUCUUGCGCUUCAAAUAGCCCAACGCUGCCAUUUUCUUCUGUCUGAUAAUCACCGUCGCCCUGAACUGGACUGCAAUCUUUGCCGAUACUUAUGGCAGGCAUUUUCAGAAGAUUAAUACGCGCUCGCUCCGGCACUUCCGUUUCUGAUCUCUGCUCUAGUAGUCCCUCUUUGCCAGAGCUUCGUGCUUUGUCUGCAUCGCGUGGUGGUAGUCGCCGUGGCAUCUCCGCGUGGUCUGUCCGCCACUCUGGGAAUAAUGUUGGUCCUCUUGUGGGCGAGGAUGUUGCUGGACUAGAACACCCAGAAUUUCAGAAAUGGCAUGGUGGAGGUGGGACUUUCCACAAGUCAGCUUGUAUAGAUCCAACGGCUGUCAUAGAAGUUGGUGCCAUAAUUCAUUCAGAGUCUGUUCUUGGUGCAAAUGUUCAUAUUGGAUCAGGAACUAUUGUUGGUCCUGCAGUAUCAAUAGGUCAAUCAACAAAAAUAGGGUAUAAUGCGGCACUCAGUAAUUGCACAAUAGGUGAUUUAUGUGUUAUUCACAAUGGAGUGUGCAUUGGUCAAGAUGGAUUUGGGUUUUUUGUGGAUGAGCAUGGGAACAUGUUGAAGAAGCCUCAAAUGCUGAAUGCAAUGAUAGGGAACCAUGUGGAAAUAGGUGCAAAUACAUGCAUUGACAGGGGCAGUUGGAGAGAUACGGUUAUAGGGGAUCACUCAAAGAUAGACAAUUUAGUUCAGAUAGGUCACAAUGUAGUUAUUGGGAAGAGUUGCAUGCUUUGUGGACAAGUGGGGAUUGCAGGUUCAGUGACGAUGGGAGAUUACGUGACUUUGGGGGGAAGAGUAGCAGUUCGUGAUCAUGUCUCCAUUGCAUCAAAGGUUCGGCUUGCAGCUAAUAGCGGUGUCACCAAGGACAUCAAGGAACCUGGUGACUAUGGUGGCUUCCCUGCUGUUCCAAUUUGGGAAUGGCGAAGACAAGUUGUUACACGCCGUUGAACUUAGAGUUCGAUUAACAAUUUUCCAAUAGUUCAACCUUUGUUGUAUGACACUUUUGUAAUAGGUAUCAUUCUCUAGGUCAUAAAUUCAGGGGCCAAUAACUGACCCAGAAAAAAGUGAAAUAUGAUGGGAGAACUUUUUAUUGAUCUGUAGCCCAUGAGGGUGAAAAUGUAAUAUGAAUAAAAACUAAUUUUUCUUUUAAGAAUAACAUUUGGGUGGGUCUGUUUGAAGGUGACU
This is a messenger RNA of Malania oleifera, 1286 nucleotides long. RefSeq names its product probable UDP-3-O-acylglucosamine N-acyltransferase 2, mitochondrial. Gene Ontology annotation, biological process: lipid A biosynthetic process. The record is from RefSeq and is a predicted model, not a curated record. The coding region runs from base 159 to 1049 and encodes 296 amino acids. NCBI's taxonomy places the organism in Eukaryota, Viridiplantae, Streptophyta, Magnoliopsida, Santalales, Ximeniaceae. The transcript has 10 exons.